Messenger RNA from Ostrea edulis (European flat oyster), 1849 nucleotides. RefSeq lists its product as uncharacterized. The coding region runs from base 121 to 1152 and encodes 343 amino acids. The record is from RefSeq and is a predicted model, not a curated record. Gene Ontology annotation, cellular component: cytoplasm. Lineage: Eukaryota; Metazoa; Mollusca; Bivalvia; Ostreida; Ostreidae. The transcript has a single exon. Gene Ontology annotation, molecular function: phosphatase activity.
AUGAUCAGUAAAUGCGCAAGGUGAAGGUCAUUUUCUUACUAGUUAACAACUAGCAACUGGGCUGUGUAUAGGAUAUAGAUCUUCAAGUUCGUAUCUAUACCCACAAUCAUUAUAAACUAAAUGAAUAUGUUUUCGAAAUGGAGAACUUUACACAAAAUAAUCGGGAAUCAGUGUGCUGUUCAUAAAAUUAAAUGCAAAAACCUAUCCGGAUAUGGAGGCAGAAAGUAUGGAAGUACGCUUGUGUCACCAUUAAAGAAAACUCCAACUGUGACAGAUUCCGCCAAAGUUAGGGAGAUCAUAGACUCCUACGACACUUUUCUGUUAGAUUUGGACGGUACAUUGUGGGCGACUGACCACUACAACUCUAUCCCAGGAAUUCCAAGAGCCAUUGAAUUUUUAAGGAAACUGGGAAAGCAGAUUCUUUUUGUAACCAACAAUAGCUUUCACUCAAAUUCUCAUUACCUUCACAAAUUCAAGACUCAAGGCUUUGAGGCAGAGGAAGAUGAAGUCUUUGGAGUGGCAUAUGUUGCGGCCUUGUACCUUAAAGAUAUUCUUAACAUUACAGGCCAAGUCUAUAUGAUGGGAACACACGGCAUGGCAAAUGAAAUGGAUAAAAUUGGACUGAAAUAUUUUGGUUUAGGACCCGAUCCUGAUAUCUCAAGUUUGCAUGUUGAUGACCUUCUUAACAUGGAAUUCAGAGAAAAUGUCCAGGCAGUCCUAAUGGGAUUUGAUAAGGACUUCCAUUACAACAAAAUUUACAAAUCGGCAAGUUACUUAACAGACAAAAACUGUCAUUUCGUUGCGACCAAUGACGCAGAGAUUGCUGUCAAAAUUGCCCCCAACAGACUACAGCCGACAACUGGAAGUCUUAUUCAGUCUGUAGCAGUGGCAUCCAAACGAAAUCCCAAAGUUGUUGGUAAACCUCACACUCUGAUGUUUGAAUGUAUUUUGGGAAAGUACCCCGGAACGGACAAGAAGAGGACUCUUUUUGUAGGGGACAGUUUGAAAGCCGACAUUAGAUUUGCGAAUAAUGUUGGGAUUGAUUCUGCCCUUGUACUGACUGGUGCAAACAAAGUGAAAGAUAUACAGAACUAUCCAGAUGCCGUUCCAACAUAUGUCAUGCCAUCUUUUGCAGAUCUUUAUAUACGUUAAACAUAUACAUGUAAUAAUCAAAUUGGGUUGGGUUUGAUUUGUUUUGGUGCUGUUAGAGAUAUAGUGACUUUUCACUCUGAUGUCAUCAUUUCCCAUAAGCAAUGUUUGCUUUCUCUUGAACCUAAUUAUUCGGGCUACACAAUAUGUUCCAUCUAAUUUAAUGCAUAUCAAUUCUUGAUCACAAUAUGUGAUCUGUCUUUGUGACUCUGAUAGAACCUGAAACAUUGCAUUUUAAAAAUAUUAAUGAUUACAAUUAUAUAAAUACAGGGCAACAAAUGUUGUAAAUGCAUUAAAUGGUACAUGUAUGAUCAGGAAAAUGAGACAUUGCACCGAAUGGUUGUAUCAGGAGGUGCUAUUUUUUUUUAAAGAGUUUACAACCAUCAGCUAAUAGAUCCAUCAACAGGGUACCAAUCUAUGUAUGAAUGAGUACAUUGCUUCUUUGCAGGCUAUUGUCAAUUACUUUUCAUGGAUAUCUGCUAAGAAUAUUUUUUGUUUUGUAUCUUGCUUCUAGUUUUCAGCAAGCUUUCAUCCACUGUGUACACUGUAUCACAUGACAUAAACUGAGACUAAUACACACAUGUAUUUAUUUUUAUUGAACUAAUAGCACUGUAAUCUCGAUAACACUAAACAUGCUAAACAAGCAGUUUUGUUUGUAAUAAUAAUGCUUUAAAUUCGUCAGUAAAGAAAGUGAUGGCUA